AUGGUGAAUUGGAAGAUGCCCAUUCUGCCCAAUUUCAGAAUGGCAGAUAUCAGCAAAACCCAGUUUUUAGCACUUAUCAUUUUAUUUCUGUUUCUGUUACACCUCAAUAGUAAUGCUUCUGCAGGUGUAUUUGAAGAAUCAGAUAAAAAGCUUCAUAUAAUAUAUAUGGGUGACAUUCCAUCUGAUGUUGAAGGAGAUUUCCACACAGUAGCUGCUUCAUCUCACAUUGAUAUGCUCCAAUAUGUUCUUGGAAGCUAUGAAGAAGCACAAGAGUGUUGGACACAUAGUUAUGGAAAGAGCUUUAAUGGAUUUGCAGCAUGGCUUAAUCCAUCUGAAGUAGAAGAGAUUUCAGGGAUUGAGGGGGUUCUCUCUGUAUUUGAAAACAAAGAAAAUACUAUUUUCACAACGAGAUCGUGGGAUUUCUUAGGCUUUCCUCAGAAUAUCAAUAGAAAUUUGUCCUACGAAAGCGAUGUUAUUGUUGGACUUCUGGACACAGGAAUAUGGCCGGAGUCAGAAAGCUUUGGUGAUAAUGGAUUUGGUCCAGUUCCAUCCAAAUGGAAAGGAAAAUGUCAAACUACAUCAGAUUUUAAGGCCUGCAACAAAAAAAUUAUUGGAGCAAGCUUCUACAACAAAGGGUUGGCAGGUGAUCCAGCUCAAGAUUUCUUGUCACCAAGAGAUGGUCAUGGUCAUGGAUCACACACAUCAUCUACAGCAGCUGGGAAUGUUGUGAAAAAUGCAAGCCUUCUUGGAGUGGGGCAAGGAGAUGCCCGUGGAGGAGUACCUGGUGCAAGGAUUGCUAUGUAUAAGGUCUGUUGGGCGCCUGAAGGGACAUGCCAGGAUGUAGAUAUUCUUGCUGCAUUUGAUGAUGCCAUCCAUGAUGGUGUGGAUAUAAUUUCUAUUUCAGUUGGAAAAGCACGCUAUAUCUUGGAAUACUUUGAAGAUGCAAUUGCAAUUGGAUCAUUUCAUGCCAUGAAAAGGGGGAUUUUGGUAUCGGCUUCUGCAGGAAAUGCUGGACCUCAUCUACAAAACGUUUGUAACUAUAAUCCAUGGACUCUCACUGUGGCUGCCAGCACAACUGAUCGGCAAUUCAUCACCCCACUUGUUCUGGGGAACAAUAUGACUUUGCAGGGAACAGAUAUAAACACAUUUUCCAUGGAAGAGCAAUGGUAUCCUUUAAUAUAUGCCGGGAAUGCCCCCAAUAUUUCUGGGGGUCACUCUUCAGAGGAGGCAAGACAAUGUUAUCCAGAUUCUUUGGAUCCCGAAAAAGUGAAAGGAAAGAUAGUGCUUUGUGACGAAACAGAUGAUACUUCAGCAGUGGUCUCAGCUGGAGGUGCUGGUGUCAUACUUACUUCGGAUUUCAUUGAGGCAAACACUGAUAAAGCAGGAAAGUAUCUUCUUCCUGCAACAAUGUUACCAAGUGCAGAAACAAACAAGAUAAAGUCCUACAUCAACUCCACAAGCUCGCCUCUUGCAAAAAUAUUGAGAACCGUUACUCCCAAUGGUGCAGUUGCACCCAUAGUUGCUCAUUUCUCAUCCAGAGGUCCAAGUCCAGUUAUAAAAAGUUUGCUCAAGCCUGAUAUCACUGCUCCUGGAGUGAAUAUCCUGGCUGCUUGGUCCAAGGUUGCACCACUCAUAAGUGACUCAGGGGAUACACGGUUCGUGGAUUUUAACAUAAUUUCUGGAACAUCCAUGGCCUGUCCUCAUGCCACAGCAGCUGCAGUCUAUGUCAAGUCCUUUCAUCCUGAUUGGUCUCCUGCUUCUAUUAAGUCCGCUCUCAUGACCACAGCUCAUCCUUUGAAUGAUAAGCUCGGUGGCAAUGAAGAUGCAGAAUUUGGAUAUGGCUCUGGCCUCAUUGAUCCAGUGAGGGCCAUGGAUCCAGGGCUUGUGUAUGAUGCAGAUGUAAAUGAUUACAUCAACAUGAUGUGCAGCCAAGGUUACAACACUACAGCAUUGCGUUUAGUUACAGGAGACAAUAGUGUAUGCUUUUCCAAUGUAACUAAAAAUAAACUUAGAGGAGUGAGGCAACUCAACUAUCCUUCCAUGAUGGUUCUUCCUAAGGAAAACACAUCAUAUUCUGUAAAAUUUCCCAGAACAGUGACUAAUGUAGGAGCUGCAGAUUGUACAUACCAGUCUGUGAUAAUUGAACCCUCUGGAGUGGAUGUGGAGGUAACACCAGAUACCCUGUCUUUCACAUCCCUCAACCAAAAGUUGUCUUUUACUGUGAAAGUUAGCGGUGAAGGUCUACCUGUGGAAACCAUGCUAGCAGGUGCAUUAACUUGGAACUGUGGCAAAUACAGUGUAAGAAGCCCAAUUGUUGUAUAUCCCCCUUUUGUUAGGCGCAGGGGAUCUUAGUUUGAUUAUUAUUUCUAUUAAUGAUUUAUUAUCAUUCGUGUUUUUUAUUAUUGAAAAAAAUGUAAAAAUUGACUGCAAUAAGUAGACAGUCAACAGAUUGCCAAAGGGAACUCAAAGAAAACAGUCGAGAAAAACAUAAAACACAUUGCAUACUGCCCAUAAUUGUUUAUCAUCAUUCUUGUUGAUGACAGGUCACUCUUUUGAUAAAGAUUUAUUGACGGGUCACUCUUUGGGUAGACAAUUAUUAUCAUUCAUCAUGACAUUGGAUUGCAAAGAAAGAGACCAAGUUUAGAUUCAAUUUUUAUUCAGUUUAUUUUGUGCAAAAAUACCUUCUUACAAUAAUUUAUGAUUUCAUGAACAUAAAAAU
Cryptomeria japonica (Japanese cedar) is the source of this 2719-nucleotide messenger RNA. Its product is annotated as cucumisin-like. Gene Ontology annotation, biological process: proteolysis. The coding region runs from base 1 to 2352 and encodes 783 amino acids. Lineage: Eukaryota; Viridiplantae; Streptophyta; Pinopsida; Cupressales; Cupressaceae. The transcript is spliced from 11 exons. Gene Ontology annotation, molecular function: serine-type endopeptidase activity. The record is from RefSeq and is a predicted model, not a curated record.